GCAUUCUCGCGCACCGGUAUUGCGGAGUUUACAGCAGCUGCAUGAAGCCGUGAAGUGAAAGAGGAACGAGGGAACGUUGAAGCGGAAAGCUGCCGUUUUUGUUGAUUUGUACUAUCAGGAAGCACCCAGCUCUGAAGGUGCCGCUGUCCCUCCACAUCUGGUCCUGGGUCUCGUCAGCAUUGGCCCUUUAAUUCACUGCAGUUUGAAGUCCUGAAGACAGGGUAAUGGAGGCCGGUCCAUUCAGCCGCAAGCAGUGGGCAUCGCAGUCGCUCCGCAUCACUGCCAGGGAGCUGUCUCUGGUCGGCACUCGUGGUCAGAGCAACGCCAUCGCAGAGCGCUUCUCCAAAUACCAGAAAGCUGCAGAACAAACAAACUUGGAGAAGAGGAAAAUGAGUACUGAAGCCUUGCCCCCCUCUUUCCGCUCUGGCAACUUAAGCGUACUAAAGAAGCGUUGGGAGCAGCCCUUGCUGAAGGAUAAGCCCGUGCCCCCCCCCGCCGGGUUGAGCUCCCGACCCCAAGCCAGUACCGAUCAUGGGGUGGUGCCAGAGGGUCCGCCAGUGGCGAAGCCCUCGACCCCAGCAGCUUGCAGCGCUGACCAGCGAGACCCGGGACCGGCCAAGACGGCACCGCAGCCCCCCAUCCUCCAGAGGAGGCCGUCAAAGCAGGCUGCGGAUGUGGUCAGAGAGACCAAGGUCACCUCAGCCCCCAGAACACUGGUCCGGAAGCCCAGUGUGCCCAUGGAAGACCUGAAGAUGGUGUUCGAGCAAGGGCGAGGGCCACGGACCGAACCGAGCACGGAGGGCGUGAGGAGAAGCAACAGGAGUAGCAGCAGCACCUCCGAGGACGUGGAGCGGCUGGGAGCGGGAUCGCGUAGCCCAGUGCAGAAGCUGCCAAAAGCAGAGGAACAUUUGGGGGUCCAGGGUGUGUUGGAGUCCUCAGACAAGGACGGCAUGACCAAGUCCCAGGCGGCAACAGCCCAGCGGGAACCAGCCACCCCUCCAAGCAGUAGCCCGUCCUCUGAGCUCAUUUCUCGAGAGGAUCCCCCAUUCCACAACGGCAUGGAAACGGAAUCCCAGUCCAAGGCAGUACGGAAGUUCUGCUUGCCUGUACGGGAGACUUGUGUGGCAUGUUUGAAGACCGUGUAUCCCCUGGAACGCCUGGUGGCUAAUCAGCAGAUCUUCCAUAAAGCCUGCUUUCGUUGUACACACUGCUGCACCAAACUGAGUUUGGCAAACUACGCUUCCUUGCACGGCAAUAUCUACUGCAAGCCACACUUCAACCAGCUGUUCAAGGCCAAGGGGAAUUACGACGAGGGAUUUGGCCACCGUCCACACAAGGAGCUGUGGGAGGGCCACCCUGAGGAUGAGGCUGAAGGCAGUGGGGAGCAGGCGAAGGAGCAGGGAGUGGAGCAUGGCAGAGACACUCAAGUCAACCAGCAGCAGAACCCACUGGUGGAAGACGCUCCACUGGCUAAGGUCAAUGUCCUGGCGGCCACACUGGAAAUAAAGACACAUCCCACCAUGCAGGGGGAGAAGCCAGCCUUCGAGAAACCUGCAGAGACCAGAAGGCUCAAGAUCGCCUGGCCACCAACAUUGGAAGAGGACCAGGGCUCCGGGAGCUCAAACUCUUUGUUAGAGGAUGGAAUGGCAAGGCCUUUCCGUGCCAAGUGGCCCCCAGAGGGCGAUGCCGCUCCUAUCACUCAGACCCCUGAACUGCUUGAACUCAAGAGUCUGCGUCGGAGCACCUCCCUCAAAGAGCGCAUCCGUCCAUUCUCUGUGGCUGUCUGCAGAACCUCACCACCAGCUCCAGCUCCAGCUCCCAGGGAGCCCAGGCGUGUCUCAAGGGGCCUCCUAGAGAGGAGCGCCUCGCUGAGGCAAGACGGCACCUCCAAGAGGCUCCAAGUCUGGCAAUCGAAGACUGAGAAGCCCAAGGAGGAACACGACCAUGUCAAUGGAGGAGGCUGCUUGGAGGAGCAGAAGAGAGGAGCGGAGGAGAAAGGAAAACGCAUCCCUCAGGCAUUGGAUGGAGAGCCUCAGAAACGGGAACCGCAGAAGGAGGAGCUAGAGAAGAACGCUCCUGAGGAGCAGUUGAAUUACAAAAAGAACUCUGAUGUCCAGGAGUGUCCGUCUCCCCCCUCAGAGAGCCAGCGCAGUCACACCUCCCAGGACGUUGGCUUCUGGGACGGAGAGGAAGUAGAGGAGAACACGGAGGUGUCAGUGGAGGAGCAUAUCAAGAGGAACCGUCACUAUGAUGAUGAUGAUGAUGAUGAUGAUGACGAAGAUGAAGAAAAUCUGGUCUGAAGAUACGGUGAGGGGAUAAGAUUCCAGUAUUCAAGUAGAAUGACCGCUAAAUAAUUUUCAGUGAAAUUUAUUCUCUUUUUAACUUGCGCUGUUUGUUCAGAUUUCUUGUGGGUGAUUGAAGAGGCAAAUUUGUGGCUCCUGCACAACUGGGAGCAGCUGAUAGAUUGUAUUUGUGUUGCUACCUUAUUCAUGUCUGCCUUUUGAAGAGAUUUGGCCGGUUUAUUUAGUUUGAAUGAGUUGUGUGGUUGCAACCCUUUAAAAAUAAAAAAAUAGCUUACCUUAAAAAAAAAAAAAAAA
Paramormyrops kingsleyae is the source of this 2597-nucleotide messenger RNA. RefSeq names its product LIM domain and actin-binding protein 1-like. The record is from RefSeq and is a predicted model, not a curated record. Lineage: Eukaryota; Metazoa; Chordata; Actinopteri; Osteoglossiformes; Mormyridae.